AUGAAUGACAAAGUUUGGAUCAACUUAGACAAAAUUCCGGUCCAGCUUGCUGCCCAGAUAGAAAAAACUCGCAGUGCUAAGAAACUUGUGGAUCAUCAGAUAAAUUUGUACACUGCACAAAUCACAAAAGAAAAGAAUGAAAUUGCUUGGUUGGAGGAAAAUAUUAAAAAAGGCAAUGAGGAACUUGCUGAUCUGCAAAAGCAGAACGAGAGCAGGAUGAAGAGCUGUGAUGUCUGGAAACCCACCUAUGCAUUUCUUAAAAAGCAUGGAGCAUAUUUGAAAGAUGAAAUUACAGCUAUAAAGGAAGAUACAGAAAAUGAGAGGAAAAUAUAUGAGGAUUCCAUAGCCCAGUGUAGAAAGACUUUGGAGGAACGCCACAAAAAAUAUAAAGAAUCUGCUCUUGCCCAGAAGUAUUACAAACAAAAGGAAGAAGUUGAAGAAAUCCAAAAGAGAGUUUUGAAACGCCUUGAAAAAUACAAAUGGAAAGCAGAUGCUUCCUUGGAUGAUCUGGAGGCUGUUCCUUUCACAUCCAUAAAUGAUUGGGCUGUACACAUUGCCUCUUCGAGGAAAAAAACACAGGAAACCUUGCAGCUUGCUGAAGCUGCUGCACGGGAAACCAUCAAACUGGAUAAAGAAGCAGAAGAAUUAAAAAUGAAAAUUGCCUACUUAAAAAAGACCUUCAAAGAGACUAAAGAAGAUCAAAAUAAUUCCCAAAAUAUUGAAGGAAAAAAUCAGAAAAGUCUUGAGAAGGCAGAAGACUUUAAAGAAAGGGUGUUUGAAGAGCGUCAACACCCAUCUUUGCCAAAGGAGAGACGUCAGCUAUGUAAAACAUUGCAUGUCCCAGGCAUUCCUCAGAAAUUUGUCCAGUCUGUACAGAGUUUUAGAUUUCCAAAGCAACGACCAGAAACAGGGAGUGAAGAAAAAGAGAAACCAAUGGAACGUCCAGGGGCCACCAGCUGUUCCUCCAGCCUUGCAGAAAAUUUAUCACAGAUGGCUAUUGGCACUGCAGGGACUAGUAACCAACAAACUGCCAAAGUUCCAUCAAUAGUAAGCAAACAAAACCAAGUGAGAUUCAGACUGUCAGAUCUUCCAAAGCAGUUGACUUCCAAUCAACAAUUUGAGAGUGAAAAUGCAGUAAUGGCAAGCCAAGAGACCAAACAUGUUGAUGAAGAAGCAGAUGAGCCCAUGGGCAGCUUGUAUGUACCUCAAGAUGUGCACACAGAUUUUAAGCCAAGUGAAGAUAAUCCUGACAUAGCAGAAGAAAGUGUAGAACCUUUCUUAAGACUACCUAAAACACCUGACUUAAAGGGGAAACACCCACGCUUCUCAAAAACACCUCCAUUUGACUUCAUGAAAAAUUUAGGUUGUGGAGAAGGAGCAUCACAAUCUCCUGCUUUUUUUCCUGCCAUGAACUUCUUCCAGAAGUCACCUGGCUUUAAUUUAUUUGAUUCUUCUCUGUUUGGAGGACAAAAUUCAUCUGAUGAGACAGAGGAAAAUUUUUCUAUAGGAAACCUGGGCUCUAUGUCCCCACACAAAGAUACUGGAAGCUUCUUUGGGAAACAAGAUAAUGAGGAUGCAUUUGCCUUCCCUUUCCUCUCGGAAUCAACUUCUCCUUCAUUUGGAGAUGGAAAAGAUGAUGCUAGUUUUUCAUUUGCAUUUGGACAGGAUCAGAGAUCACCAGAGUCUCCUUCUAUGAAAGGUUUUCAUUCUAACACACAAAAUACAAAGCCAUUUACACUCUUUUGA
Molecule: messenger RNA, 1746 nt
Organism: Sturnus vulgaris (Common starling)
Lineage: Eukaryota; Metazoa; Chordata; Aves; Passeriformes; Sturnidae
Source: RefSeq, a predicted model, not a curated record